AAUGAUUCACAAACCAUGAAUGUGAAUGUUAAUUUUUAUGACAAAUGUAUUCUUUACUCACAGGUCCAGGAGACAACAGCUCAGAAUUUAGCAUCUGCACAAACUCUUGGCCCAAGAGAAAAGCGUUCCCAUGUCAUUUGGGCUGAUACUGUCACACUUUUAUUUGAAGGCAUUGCAAGAACUGUUGAAGUUCGACAACCUAUCAUUGAAACAUAUUAUGGACCUGGCCACCUGUCACUUGUAAUAGAGAUGUUGCAGCGUGAGUGUGAUCGCCAGGCUGGUCGCAUUGUAGGAGAGAUGAGAAAACAUAGAAGACUCGAGGCCAUUGUGUCUGCUGUUCGUAAUUCACUGAGGUGUAGUGGAGGUAAAGAGCCAAGAGCAGAUCAACCAGACCCACGUGAUCUAGACACUUUGUUAGGGGAACUGACUCUCAUAAAUGCUCGAGCUGAGUUGUACCUCAGGUUCAUCCGUAGACGAGUGUCGGCUGAUUUUGAGGCGUCCAUUGCACACAAGGCAGAACGUGAUAAACAGGAGGCAGCUUUUGAAGGGAAACUCUUACGUUCUCAACUGGUGUGCGACAUGGCUGUUAUAGUUGCUGAUUAUACUAUUUUGGAACAGUUUUAUCUUAAUGAGUCUUUCAAGAAGGCAUUAGCUAUGGACACUGUAGAGGAGACUGCUAAUACAUCUUCCUUAGUUGAUGAUGCAUUCUAUAUUGUGAAAAAAAGUGUAAGGCGAGCGAUAGCAUCAAACAGUGUUGAUGGUGUAUGUGCCAUGUUGAAUCAUGCUGUGACUCUGAUUGAGACCCAACUGGCAGAAGGAUUUAAACAAACUCUGCGCAAAGGAUUCCCUGCCCAGGGGUACUUGGACUUCAACCAG
Homarus americanus (American lobster) is the source of this 876-nucleotide messenger RNA. Its product is annotated as conserved oligomeric Golgi complex subunit 4-like. NCBI's taxonomy places the organism in Eukaryota, Metazoa, Arthropoda, Malacostraca, Decapoda, Nephropidae. The record is from RefSeq and is a predicted model, not a curated record. The transcript is spliced from 5 exons. The annotation marks the transcript as partial.